Manis pentadactyla (Chinese pangolin) is the source of this 2465-nucleotide messenger RNA. RefSeq names its product endogenous retrovirus group FC1 Env polyprotein-like. Bases 763 to 1860 code for a protein of 365 amino acids. The record is from RefSeq and is a predicted model, not a curated record. Lineage: Eukaryota; Metazoa; Chordata; Mammalia; Pholidota; Manidae. The transcript has 2 exons.
CCGACACCAGCAGCAGCUCGCCCUCGUCCUCUUUUUCCGGCGCUGGCUCCUCACACUCACCACUCUUCUUUGGCCUUUGGGUUGAAACCAAACACCCAGGACCCACCUCCUCUGGACACCCAAGACCCAACCCAGAGUCCUUCGGAUACAGCCCAAGACCCUGUCUACUCUUCCACGCUUCAUCCCUCUGAUCCCUUGAAACUCCGCAUCUCCCAUUCACCCCCUUUGCCAUCCAUACCCGAAUCAUGACCUUUUCUUCCUUUACUGCUCUCUCGCUCUCGUUCCUCAUUUCUAUCAUCCUCCCCGUCACCUCAGCCUCCUUUGUAUGGUGAUUCAAGGUCAGACAGACUUACACACAGCAUCAAACAAAAACCACUGCCCUCAUUGCCACAUCAGACUGCCCUCUAAAAGGCUGCUCCGAGCCUUUGUACCUUCACUUUCCUCCCUCCCCCGAAGUGUUCACUAGCAGCCCCCUUUUCACUCCCUACCUCUGCUUCCUCUACGACCAAAAACAAGCCUCAUGCAGGCAGUGGCCAGACACCUAUGGGGGAUGUCCCUACUGGUCUUGCGCCAUUCACUACAUGGGUGACUCUCGGUACCCACAGUAUUACUCCUCCAACCGUUUCAUAAAAUAUCCCAACAGCUCAUUCUCCUUAUCAAUCCCUGAUCCCUGGGACCCUCGAUGGGCCGCCGGAGUCACAGCCUCAGUUUACUACGGGGGGUCCUUGACCCCCCACGGUACCCUUCAUAUCUCUCAAGAGUAUGUUCCUUCUCGUUCCCAGAUCUCUCAAGUUGCAUCAGAUAUCAGACAUUCCAAAAAAAGUCAUUAUUCAAACAUUUGACGGCGCCUCUUCAUCUUCCUAUCCCCGCCCCUCUUCUAAUUUCUCCUACUUUUGGUUACAGCUCAUUCAAGACACCACCAUCUUUCUCAACCACACCCUCAACACCGCCAAUUGUUUCUUGUGCGCAUCACUACAGCACCCACUGCUGGCCGCCAUGCCCCUUAAUAUUUCCAACUUCUCCUUCCAUGCAGAAGGACAACCCCUCCGCCCCCUGGCAGACAUACCCCUAUGGGAACCAGAAUACGCAGAUAAUCUCACUAUCCACCACUGUGUAGGCCCAACUCCACCCCCCUCCAGCGCACUUCACUGCCUCUCUAUCUACACCCCCACCUCCGACUCUAAAACUUUUACACAACCAGGACACUUCUUUUGGUGUAAUGGCAGUCUUUUCAACUCACUGCCUCCCAACUCCAAUAUAUCCUGCAUUCUCGUCACCCUAAUCCCACAGCUUACACUUUACAGCAUGGCAGAAUUUCUUGAGCUCCAACCUCCCUUGCCCUCGCACACAAAAAGGGCUGCUUUCCUUCCCAUCAUGGUCGAUAUCUCUUUGAACACCUCAGCCAUUGGGGCAGGGUUUUCAGGAGGGGCCUUGGGUCACUCUCUGUGGGCAAUUAAAGAUCUCAACGCCAAACUUGAGGGAGCCCUGACAUCCACUGCCAAUUCCCUGGCCUCUCUCCAAAGACAGGGCACUUCGCUAGCUAAAGUCACCCUUCAAAACCGGCGGGCCUUAGAUCUGCUUACAGCCGAGAAGGGCGGCACCUGCGUCUUCCUUCAGGAAGAGUGCUGCUAUUACAUCAACGAAUCCGGCAUUGUAGAAACUGACAUUACCAAACUCACCGACCUUGCCUCCAGCCUCCACUCUGCUUCCAAUUCCAACCCAUUCUCUUCAAUACUAACAAACCCCCUCCUUACCUGGCUCUGGCCCAUUGCAGGCCCCAUAAAUAAUCAUUCUUCUCGCCUGUCUCUUCUUACCCUGUAUAAUAAAGUUCAUCAAAUCCCAAGUUGGAAAAAUCUCUAAUCAAACUUUCAACCAGCUUUUACUCAGAAACUAUCAGCUUCUGGCCACAGAAGAUCCCUCACCCUCACGUGACCUCCUCACCACACGCUGAGAUGGACCCCUCUCUCAGCUGAAAAUUGUUCCUGGAAACAAUGGCAGCAGACACCUGGCUUCUGGCACCCGUAUCCUCUUGGCACCAUUGGAAUCAACAGGUCCUCGACCUAUGGUUACAGGGAACCUUCAUUGAUUUCCAACCUGAGGAAGUCCACAUCUACUCGUCCUUACUGUGGGGAGUCCUAUCAACCCUUUCCUCCUGGUCCUCAAGCCCUCACUCCCUUCUCCGCCCCCGUUCAGCAGGAAGCAGUCAGAGAGAAAGCAACGUCCACAACCCCAUAGAGGAGAAAGGGGGGAAUGAAGGGCCCCCACCUGUAAGAUGGAGAACUUCCUGCUUCUCUUCUUGGUCUUCGGUUCCCGCCGGCGCCACCCGAGGCCCAAUCACCUCUCGCCCCCCCCACCAAUCCCAGCACCUAGCCAAUAGCCACCAGUCCCGUUGAAGUGACACCUCAAUCAGUUUAUGUCCCUCCCUAUAUAACCUAGUACUUUUCCCCAAUAAAGUGGAACUCUCC